Molecule: messenger RNA, 303 nt
Organism: Trypanosoma grayi
Lineage: Eukaryota; Euglenozoa; Kinetoplastea; Trypanosomatida; Trypanosomatidae
Exons: 1
Coding region: 1-303 (100 amino acids)
Source: RefSeq, a predicted model, not a curated record
AUGCACCGUCUAGGUUUGGGAUUGUUAUGGCGGCAACCCCGUCUCCAUCGGGAGGUCAUGGCGCUUUCGGGUGUCUUGUCCGUUUCCCUCCGCAAGGGGGGCCCGUGGGUACCCAACCGUGCUGACAAACUGAACCAACGGGGUUGUUUCGGCAGCUCCGGAGUCUUGUUUCGAGACAUCUGCCAGAUGGGGAGUUUGGCUGGGGCGGCAUAUCUGUUACACGACAACGCAGGUGUCCUAAGGCGAGCUCAGUGGGAACAGAAAUCUCACGUAGAACACAAGCGUAAAAGCUUGCUUGAUUAA